AGGAGGAGGAAGAGAAGGAGAAUUAGCAUGGGGCAGAGACAUAUGUAAUUUCAGUUUCAUGUGGCCCUGAGCCCAAAGUCAGACCAGCCCAGUCCUGCAGCAGCUCCUCUCAGGAAGAAGCCUACAUGAGCUAGAAAGCAGAAGCUGUCAGUCGCUGAGUUCAGAGAAAAGUUGUGAGAGUCAGUCUCAGCAUGGCCGGGGGCUCGGUGUCUGAGUGUAAGGAGUACUUGUUCAAAGUGCUGGUCAUCGGGGAGUUAGGCGUCGGCAAAACCAGCAUCAUCAAACGCUACGUGCACCAGCUUUUCUCGCAGCACUACAGGGCAACGAUCGGGGUCGACUUUGCACUAAAAGUUAUCAACUGGGACAGCAAAACGCUGGUCAGGUUGCAGCUGUGGGACAUCGCAGGUCAGGAACGAUUUGGGAACAUGACGCGAGUGUACUACAAAGAGGCUGUGGGAGCAUUCGUGGUGUUCGAUGUGACAAGGGGCUCCACGUUUGAGGCUGUGUCUAAGUGGAAGCAUGACCUGGACAGCAAGGUGAAGCUGGCUAAUGGCAACCCCAUCCCCUCAGUGCUGCUCGCCAAUAAAUGCGACCAGAAGAAAGAGAGCUCCAACAACACAGCCCUAAUGGACAAUUUCUGCAAAGAGACUGGCUUCCUGGGCUGGUUUGAAACCUCGGCUAAGGAGAAUAUCAACGUAGACGAGGCAGCACGUUUCCUGGUAGAAAAUAUCUUGGCUAAUGACAAAGGUUUGCCAUAUGAGGACAGCAAUGGAGAUGGGUUCAAACUGGCCGAGGAGACUAUGAAGCCUGCUGAGAGCAAGUUGGGUUGCUGCUGACACUCGAUCUAUUCACAUUAACCAACUGCCUCCCUUUGGCAGGGUCCAACCCCAGCACCCGGCCUCAGCACUCUACUGCAGCCUCUCUGAAGGAUUAUAAAUUGUUGGGUUUUCAAAGCUGCGGGAUCUUCUCCUCUCUGCACUGAUGCCUGUUUGACCUGCACAUCCAAGUUUUUCGUAGUUUUCUUUAGGACAGAAUAGAAGCCCAAUUUUAUCUUGAUGUUGUCGCAAUUGUUGUCACUGGCACUGCCUAUAUCUUUGUCCCACACUUUUAACCUGACAAAGCAUCUUUAUUAUUGUGAUUGUCUCACUGCGUAUUUCCCUGAUUGUGUAUUCUGCCACCAUCUAAACGAUGAACCCACCCAGUCCUCCACACUUGAACCCUGUUGCCCUGACAGCCUUUGAGGCCUUGGGCCAAUGUUGUGUUCCAUUUGUACCGGGAAGUCAGAAUUUCCAAGUUCCCAGUUCUGUUCGAAUUCCCCUGAAGUCAGAUUUAUGACUCACCAGUCUGAAUCUUAAAUUCCAAGAUGGCUGUCUGGCACAUAAUAUACAGCGUAAUGUGUUAUCAACUGGUAUUGCUAACAAAGGGUAACCUGACAAGAACUGGUAUUGCAGAUCUUAGUUUGGUUUGGUCAACUCGGAUGUGACGUAAUUCCCAACUCAGACCUUUAACUUACGAGGUAAAUAGAACGCAGCAUUUACCACGCCUGGGAAGGGGCGCAAACUAUGCUGAAAUUUGAGAAACACAAGCUUAAAAAUAACCUGUAUCCUCUUAAUUUCUGUCAUUUUGGUCUAUUCUCUCUUUGUACCAUUAUCAUUCAACAUUUAUCUGCAAAACAACACACUUAAAUGUCCAGUGCUGAAGUAUUCCUUCAGUUUACAUAGAUGCAUGGUAAUGACAGCACACGCUUUGAUUUUCCAGCUGUUCUCUAGACUACUAUGUAAAAACGAAGCAAACAGACAUCACAGUUAAGCAUCAUCAAAUGUAAUAUAUCUCAUACUGCUGUCAUGAAUUGUUGCCUUAAUGCCAUAUUUUCAGUAAUGUUAUGUGCCAUAAUACAGUUUUUGUUAUGUUAAUCAAAGGGGGAUGCUUUGUUAAUGACUCUGACAUGUACAGACACAACAAAGACGGACGAUACAGUAUUUCAGAAAAAAACUCUAAUAGCAAUACUAUAUUAGAUUUGAUUAUCUUUCCACUGGUAUGAACAUGUAGAUCUGAGUGCUUUUUUUGUUGUUGUUUUUUUUGUUUUAUGUAUGUUGGGUCAUGCAUUAAGCAACUGGUGAGAGAACAAAUUCAGAGGACUACACUCUUGUACAUUAAAGAGUUCUGAUGAAAUAUGAAGGAUUUUUUUAAACACGGAGUUGAGAUUAAGUUUACAUGUGAAAAUACCUUAAAUCUACAAGACCAAAAUAGAAUAAACAUUCAAACAGUUUUGUGUUGUCUAGUAGUAAUUAGACUGUUUUUUUUCCAAUUCAUUUAUCUGAGUACAUCUACUGUAUUUAUAUAAAUAACAACAAAACACUGGCGCAGUGGUGGUGUUGGUCCAAAGCCGUGCAUACCCCAAUUAACAUGCCCCAACAUGUUAUCCAUCAUGAUCAAAAUAUGACGAAGUAGAUCAGCUUCUUUGCAUCACAACAGGAAUUUUUCACAAUUUCCUACCAGUGGUUGGCUCGUUGGACUCCCUCUUGUGAGUGGUUUGUGUACAACGUGUACAACGUGUACAACGUGUCCAUGAUAACACACAGAGCUGACCAUAGUCAGAUGAGAGGCCAUGUCGUAAAUUGCAUUAAAGACCCCAGUUGAGACAUAUACUCUGAAUUAUAUAUGUCCAGAUCAUUCCCAUAAAACCCAAAUAAUAUCGGCAUAUCCCACGUCUGAAUAGGAAAUUACUAAAUUUGGAAAACUUUACUAUUCUGAAAACUGAUUCAGAAUAGUACAGUGAAAUGUGAAGUUAAUCUGGCCUUAUCAAAUUCAGAAUAUUGUCAUAUUUGGCAUAAUAGGGGAACAUUGGUGUGCAUGCAACCAUAGCCAUUUUUGUACACCCGCCAUCAAGGACAUAAAGAGUAUAGAAGUAGAUCAAGAAUGAGAUACCCCCCCCCAACACAGACCAAACUCAGGUCAAACAGUAAAACUAGGCAGUCUGAGUCAAAUAUAAAUCAAGACUCUGUCACUGCGAUGUCUGUCUUCCCUAAAAUGUUUAAAAAUGUAUUUUAGUGCACUGCUUAGCUGUAAGAGUGACUUUGUUUACAGGUUUGUGUACUUUAUUUUCAAAGCAGAGGCUGAAAAAACUGAGAUCAAAAGUAAAACUGAGCAGUCAUGAUCAUAUAUGAAUCAAGAUUCUGUCACUGUGUUUCUUAUUUCUUGUCUCAGAUGUUUUCAGAAACAUUUAAGCUUGCUGUUUAACUGUAUUAAGAUAUCAUUUGUUCCUGGCAAGCUGCCAUAUUGUUUUCUGUGUCAAAACAAACAAGCUUACAUUACGUCACCUGCCAGAGGGGGCGUUAAUUAGUCUGAUGCAGCACUGUGCACACUAGUAGUAUUAGGAUUUCUACCUCUUGAGUAAAAUUGAAUGCCACAGC
Messenger RNA from Plectropomus leopardus (leopard coralgrouper), 3413 nucleotides. It is a transcript of the gene rab32a, whose product is annotated as RAB32a, member RAS oncogene family. Gene Ontology annotation, biological process: endosome to lysosome transport; phagosome-lysosome fusion. The record is from RefSeq and is a predicted model, not a curated record. Gene Ontology annotation, cellular component: phagocytic vesicle; lysosome; late endosome. Lineage: Eukaryota; Metazoa; Chordata; Actinopteri; Perciformes; Serranidae. Gene Ontology annotation, molecular function: GTP binding; GTPase activity.